GUGAUCUGCACCAAACAGAUUUUCACUUAUGUUCUGUCAUUAAACACCGAAGGAUAUCAGCCGUGCCCUGUCUCCAAAACAUCCACCACAGGCUCUUCCGAAUAAGUGUUGGCCAGUCUAGGUGCCGAUCAUAGUGAGAUGGUCUUUAUCAUGCUUUCAUAUGUGUAGAUCCGUCUGAAACAAUACUGAAACAUUUGUUCUGAAACAUUACAGCCGUUUCUUCGAAGGGCAGAAACCCCGGACACAUUCGAUUUCGUGAAGCGUCAACACCAAGGUUAAGUUAUUACAUUGAACGUUUUGGCUGUAAGGAGUGGACUGUCAUCAAAUACCACAGCGGCAGUGAAUCGCCAGAGAAUCAAAGACAUUUUAACCAGUUUGAAGACGAACGGGAUGCAAUUUGUUUAAAUUAGAUACAGAAACGGCGGAGAUUAAUAACAUUGGACGGUCUUCAGAAACUAAUUUUCCGUUAAUCGUAUUCCGAUUGUGAAUUUUGACGCCCAACGUAUUCUGCUUCGAUCGUCUUCCCAUUGUCUUAACUUAUCAAUUUUGAGGCAAAGUCAGCACCACGGAGAACAUUUGCAAGAUUUUUAUUAAACGCGGUCGUCUUCUCGUUAAUCAACGAUAGUUUUAUAUCAAUUGCUCUUACUGACUAGAAGUGUCAAAAUAAAACGCACCCCUCGCCCUGCGUGGCGCGACCAAAUGAAGCCAGCGAAGACUUUAUUGAGCAAUAAUGGCCGCCAAGAGGGAAGAUAUUUGGCGUGAGUGACACGACAGAGUUGAAACGAAUAUGAGUUACUACUACGGAGACAAUUUACUGACGUCAGUUGAAGGUCCUCGCGAGACCUCUCCGGCCGUAUACACGGAGAUCUACCCCUACGCUGCUGCCAUGAUUCCUACAAGGAGUGAACAGUUGUCCGUCAAUGGCUACUCUCCAGUCCACACCACGUACCCCCUGGUGCCCCAGGCGUACGUAUGGACUGACCACAGUCUUGUUGUCCAGAACCCGGGUCUCGCUGCCCAGCACUCACAAAUCAACCCCGGUUCUCGUUUUAUACAAGAAAACGACGGAAGUGAUCUGGACGUACGUUCAAGAAAACGUCGUUUACCGACCGUCGCUCAACGCCGAGCGGCCAACGUACGGGAACGACGCCGGAUGUUUAACCUCAACGAAGCCUUUGAUUCUCUGAGGAGACGAGUUCCGACUUUUGCUUACGAGAAGCGUCUAUCAAGGAUUGAAACGCUACGUCUUGCUAUAGCCUACAUAGCUUUUAUGACAGAGAUCGUAAACGGGAAGAGCCCGGAUGAUAUUAAAUUGAAUAUCUACAGGAAUCAAACGGUUAGCGAUUAUGGGCGAAGGCAACCGCCCUCAGCGAUUUGUCAGCAGGAAUCGGGUUUCAGCCUCGAUUCGACUGGCGAGUCUAACGUUGAUGAGGGCAAUGCCAACAACGACGAGGAAGUAUUCAGUGAAUAUGAAUCAAACGGGGACGAAUAGAAAUAUAGAACUACUAAUUCUUAGUUACGAGUGUGGUUUGUAAAAUGUAAACGUAUUGGGAUUGUGACGAACAACUCACGGCGUGCGUCAUUUGAAAAGUUUGAAAAUUGAAUAUGAAAUCAAUGAUAUCAGCUGAGAAGACGACAAAUAGUAAUUGUAUCUGUGAUCAUUGAGUAAGACGUUGAGAUGUCACAACUAUUCCUUGGAUGCAAAGAGGAAGGAUACUUUGAACUGCUCUCAGAGUUCUAAAAUAAGCUUUCCGAAACAGUGACAACAACACAGCUCACCUUUAUGUGGCAAUGUGCAUAACGGUUUUUCAGCAUUAAAAUGUGUUUGCGUGUUCCGGAUAACUUUCAGUCAGCAUUGCAUUCAUACACGUUGGAUUAUCGUUGACAUUUAUUUUCCGUUACAUUCUUGGAGCAUAUUUACUGGGAACGAUUUGCGGAUUACAGACGUUUUUUGUCAUCUUGAAAAGGAAGUACAGUUUUAGUGCCAUCUUAUUCAAUUUUCUUUCUAUUUUAUUCAUUUGGUGUGUUGAUGACAUAGGUUUGUUAAUGUUAUGAUAUCAACAUUAUAAUCAUGUCGUUUUGAACAAUCAAAGAUUUAUUUUAAAUGUGUCGUUCACGUUUUAAAAUAAGUCUUUAUAUUUGAACGAAAGAACAACAAUUUUUUCCGGUUCUAAUUGUGCAUUUAUUAAAUAUAAUUAAGUAAAAAUAAUGCUCAUUAUUUGUACUAGAUUAUCCCUCAAAUGCAUUUCAAUCAAAAAUUUAGAUUUCUAUUUCUUAUGAAAUAAAUGUAACAUAUUUUUCUUUCAAAUCUUUUCGGUAUUUCAUGUACGGUAUUUUACUAUGUUAGCAUAUGGUUUGUUUGUGUUUGCAAACGAUUGGCAAUAAAUUAUUAAUGGUUA
This is a messenger RNA of Haliotis rufescens (red abalone), 2399 nucleotides long. RefSeq names its product pancreas transcription factor 1 subunit alpha-like. Bases 788 to 1492 code for a protein of 234 amino acids. NCBI's taxonomy places the organism in Eukaryota, Metazoa, Mollusca, Gastropoda, Lepetellida, Haliotidae. Gene Ontology annotation, biological process: regulation of transcription by RNA polymerase II; developmental process. The transcript has a single exon. The record is from RefSeq and is a predicted model, not a curated record. Gene Ontology annotation, molecular function: protein dimerization activity; RNA polymerase II transcription regulatory region sequence-specific DNA binding; DNA-binding transcription factor activity, RNA polymerase II-specific.